UUAGUUGGUUUCUUGUUUCACCACCAAAUAGACACCUCAUCAUCAAGCUUGCUCCCCUUCCUUUAAGAAACGUACACCAAAUGAGGAGAGGAUUGAGGAGAGAGAACGCUUCUCACCCUAGGAAUACCCAAUUUAACUUUUUUAUCUUUCAUGUAAUCCAUUGAUCAAACCCAUCAAAAUUCUCCUUUCUCAACCCAAAAAAAUAUAUAACUAUCCCUCAAAUUGUCUUUCUUUAUUUCAUAUUCUCUUUUAUUGAUCAUCUUAUUACAUAAAGUUGAUAAUUUUGAAGAUUUUCAUUUGGGUAUCAUCCCAUUUUUAACCUUCUAAUUUCAUUGAUUAUUUUUGUUGUUUUAGUCAAGUGUUAAAAGAUAUUGAGGGGUUUUGAUUGAAAUUUGAUAUUUCAUCAGAUGUUUUCAACUUGAAUCGGGUUGACAAUUCAACAGUACAAAACUCAAGAUCCUUGGUUAGUUUCAUCCAAUUGAACAAAUAGGGCACUGCAGAGUAAUUGAGCAGUGCCCAAGAUGGAUGCCACAACAAGUGGAACUGGAACAAUUCAAUUCUGUAACAUCCCUGAACAACCCAUUACUGCCACCCUAGUCACCUCACCUCGAUCGUCAUUUGUCCGGCAAGUAAGACAUUGUGCCGGCGACUGGGUUCCCGGAGAAUUCCCCUUAGCAGCAAACCCUUCUAUUGUUCUUCAUGUUCUUACUGCUUGCAAUUUAGACCCUCAAGAUCUUGCAAAAUUGGAGGUAACUUGUUCAUUCUUUAGGCAGCCAGCAAACUUUGCCCCUGAUUAUGAUUUAUCUAUAGCUGAGCUUGCUGCAUCAGAUAUGUGCCAACAGAGAGCCAUAUUUAAAAUUAUGACUGAUGAACAAAAGGAGGAUUUAAAGCAAAGGUGUGGGGGAUCAUGGAAACUAGUACUUAGGUAUUUGUUAGCUGGUGAAGCUUGCUAUCGAAGAGAGAAAUCGCAAGCGAUAGCUGGACCGGGGCACAGCAUUGCUGUGACUUCGAGUGGAGCCGCCUACUCAUUCGGAUCAAAUAGUUCAGGGCAACUUGGACAUGGCCCGACACCGGGAGGGCUCACGGCUGAUGAGUAUCGCCCUCGUUUAAUACGGUCCCUACAGGGCAUUCGGAUCAUCCAGGCUACUUCUGGGGCGGGGAGGUCGAUGCUAAUCAGUGAUACCGGGAAGGUUUAUGCUUUCGGGAAAGACUCGUUUGGGGAAGCUGAAUAUGGGGUUCAAGGUUCUAGGAUAGUGAAUACCCCACAACUUGUUGAGUCCUUAAAGGAUAUCUUUGUAGUCCAGGCUGCUAUUGGAAAUUUCUUUACUGCAGUGUUGUCUAGAGAAGGAAGGGUUUAUACUUUCUCUUGGGGUAGUGAUGGAAUUCUUGGUCACCAAACGGAGCCUAAUGAUGUACAACCGCGCCCUUUAUUAGGGGCACUCGAGAAUAUCCCGGUUGUGCAGAUUGCUGCUGGAUAUUGCUACCUACUUGCUCUUGCUUGCCAGCCUAGUGGCAUGUCGGUUUAUUCUGUGGGGUGUGGAUUGGGCGGAAAACUCGGUCAUGGUUCAAGAACAGACGAAAAAUUCCCUCGAUUGAUUGAGCAAUUUCAAACAUUGAAUCUUCAACCCAUGGUCGUGGCUGCUGGUGCUUGGCAUGCAGCUGUUGUUGGUAAGGAUGGAAGGGUGUGUACAUGGGGCUGGGGACGUUACGGAUGUCUUGGGCACGGGAAUGAAGAUAGUGAAUCAGUUCCGAAGGUUGUGGAAGCCUUGAGUAAUGUCAAGGCCAUUCAUGUUGCCACAGGAGACUACACGACUUUCGUUGUAUCUGAUAGUGGCGAUGUAUAUUCCUUUGGUUGUGGUGAAUCUUCUAGCCUCGGACACAAUAAUGGUGCCGAUGGACAGGGUAAUAGACACACUAAUAUACUUAGGCCAGAGUUAGUGACAUCUCUAAGACAAGUGAAGGAACGCGUAGUGCAGAUAAGCCUAACCAAUUCGAUUUUCUGGAACGCCCACACCUUUGCCCUUACCGAGUCCAACAAACUAUAUGCAUUCGGUGCCGGAGACAAAGGACAAUUGGGUGUGAAGCUUGGCGAGAAUCAGAUUGAAAGGGGCAAUCCAGAGCCGGUUGAUGUUGACCUCAGUAGGUAGCUACUAAUCACUCGUAUUAACAUCCUCACCGUAAUAUUUUCGUGAUCAUGAAUACCGUCUAUCUUUAUCUUUGAUAUAGCAUAUGAAUCUCAAUCAUCUUAUUGCUUGGAAUUCAGCAUCUCUUCUGUAAAUAGCAAAAGGUAAGAUUGUUUUUAGUUAAGAACUUUGAAGUAGGUUCUUAGAAGGUGCCUAGCCAAAUUAGUUUGCAUUGCCGGACGACUCAAAAACCAAAUUAUGGUUUGAUGCUUAAGGCAUUCAAAGUUUAAUUUAUUUGAAUUGUUCUGGUUAAAAAAUUAUUUUUAGCAAUCUUUCAUGAAGUUAAUUUGAUUGGUUACUCGGACUCUUUGUUUUUCCUCAA
Messenger RNA from Amaranthus tricolor (Joseph's coat), 2505 nucleotides. RefSeq names its product ultraviolet-B receptor UVR8. Bases 522 to 2147 code for a protein of 541 amino acids. The transcript is spliced from 7 exons. The record is from RefSeq and is a predicted model, not a curated record. NCBI's taxonomy places the organism in Eukaryota, Viridiplantae, Streptophyta, Magnoliopsida, Caryophyllales, Amaranthaceae.